This is a messenger RNA of Scomber japonicus (chub mackerel), 996 nucleotides long. It is a transcript of the gene ppdpfb, whose product is annotated as pancreatic progenitor cell differentiation and proliferation factor b. The coding region runs from base 220 to 561 and encodes 113 amino acids. The transcript has 5 exons. The record is from RefSeq and is a predicted model, not a curated record. Gene Ontology annotation, biological process: cell differentiation; multicellular organism development. NCBI's taxonomy places the organism in Eukaryota, Metazoa, Chordata, Actinopteri, Scombriformes, Scombridae.
CUCGUCAGAAAGAAGCAGAGUUACUAUCCGCUCGGACGUUGGAGGGUUAUAUUUACCCAACACUUAUUUUCAAAUGGGCCCCGUCGCCUAGCGUUUACUCCUCCCAGCCUCGCUGACCGAGUUCAAUCAUCGGGUGCUACUGAACAUCGAGCACGUCUGGGUCCCAAAAAGGUGAGGGGUUUCCAUCAAGCACAGCGUACAGUGACCAACAACACUAGGAUGGCAGCUAUUCCAGCAGGCGGUUCUCUUGUGGCGACCACUGACUACUACCGAAGGCGCAUCGGCUCUACGUCCAGUAGCAGCUCUUGUGGCAGUUCGGAGUACAGCGGAGAGGUCAUCCCCCACCAUCCAGGACUCCCCAAGCAGGACUCUGGCCAUUGGUGGUCCAGUUUCUUCUUUGGGAAGCAGCCAGGGAUGACCCCACUGACUGAGGAGGCACAGCAGAAGGCGGGGGUCCCAGGUGCGGUGGUGAAUGGGCAGAUCACCUGCGUCGCCAGGGAGAUGGUGAUGCGACGUCAGGUGAGCGAGAGCAGCGACGCAGGAAGCCCCACCUCAUCCUGAUCCUGCUGCCGCCUCACUCCGAUCCGCACCGCACCUUGGGAGGGGGAGGGGGAGGGAGUCGAUCCAGCGACCAAUGCUAGGUGACGGGAGGAUGUCCCGUUUACAACCUUAGUUUUUUUUGUUUUUGUUUUUUUUUUACUCAUCGUAGGAUAGGCUGCAUUACUUGUUUUUUUGUUACCUUUGUUUUUUUUUUUUUUUAUUGACAACCAAAAAAAAAACAACCUCGAAAAAUUAAAAAAAAAAAAAUGAUGCAACUGAUAAGCUCCUCUGUUUGUUCUGUUUUUUUUUAACAUUUGUACUGUUGUGUGUUUGUAAUACUGUGGUGAAUAGACACACUGUGGUGUAUACACAUCCACACGCCUUUUCAUCAAAACGUUUUUCACUUUUGUCACCCUGUAAUUGCAAAUGCAAUAAAGUAGACUCUUGCAGCCUAAA